AUGGGGAAGAGAUCGCCAUCCUCCGAAGUCGUUGAGAAGGGGUGUGGAAAGGGCCAAAAGUCUCGACAUUCCAUCCCCCCACCCCAUUUGUGCCCCCCACCACCAAAGCCAUGGGUGCCGUGGCUCAUGAGACUUGUUUUUUUCACCAAUGUAGCCAUGUUCGUGUACACGAUGUACGUAAAUAACCGUCCAACCACAGAGGAAAAGUGUAUUCUUCCUUUUUUGAAGAGGUUCUCUUACCAACCCUGGAAAGAAAGCCCUCUCUUUGGCCCUGCCACCCUCACUCUAAAGAAACUAGGAGCCCUUGAAAAGCAACUAAUGGCAGAAUGGGGCAAAGGAUGGCGCCUCUUCUCUUGCAUGUGGCUUCAUGCUGGAGUCGUUCACUUGCUUGCCCAUAUGCUGAGCCUUCUAUUCAUUGGUAUCCGGCUUGAGCAGGAAUUCGGAUUUAUUAGAAUUGGAUUCCUGUAUGUGCUUGCUGGAUUAGGUGGAAGUUUAGGAUCGACUCUACAUCUCAUGAGAACCGCAAGCCCGACAAUAUCAGUUGGUGCAUCUGGAGCACUUUUUGGAUUGCUGGGAGCCAUGCUUUCCGAGCUUUUAAUAAACUGGACAAUCUAUGUGAAAAAGUUUACAGCCCGCCCGAUAGUCAUGGCUGUCAUUGCCGUGAAUUUGGCUGUCGGGUUUAUACCUAAAGUGGACAGUUCAGCUCAUAUAGGAGGAUUGUUCACAGGAUUUUUCCUUGGCUUUAUUAAUCUUGUUCGUCCACUGUAUGGUUAUAUAAGCAGCAAGCACCUGCCAUCAACCUACGAGGGAAAACGUAAAUCUAGGCACAUGUUCUAUCAAUAUGUGCUAGGGAUCACUGCGUUUAUUAUCCUAGUUCUUGGAUACACAUAUGCUUUCGGCAACCUAUACGGUCUUCAGGCAUUGAAAAACGUCUUGUUCUAA
Molecule: messenger RNA, 942 nt
Organism: Pyrus x bretschneideri (Chinese white pear)
Lineage: Eukaryota; Viridiplantae; Streptophyta; Magnoliopsida; Rosales; Rosaceae
Product: RHOMBOID-like protein 5
Exons: 5
Coding region: 1-942 (313 amino acids)
Biological process (GO): proteolysis
Cellular component (GO): membrane
Molecular function (GO): serine-type endopeptidase activity
Source: RefSeq, a predicted model, not a curated record